This is a messenger RNA of Melanotaenia boesemani (Boeseman's rainbowfish), 1705 nucleotides long. RefSeq names its product PTB domain-containing engulfment adapter protein 1-like. Lineage: Eukaryota; Metazoa; Chordata; Actinopteri; Atheriniformes; Melanotaeniidae. The coding region runs from base 114 to 644 and encodes 176 amino acids. The record is from RefSeq and is a predicted model, not a curated record. The transcript has 7 exons.
GGAAGAUACAUCUGUUAUUGAUUAACUCUGGCAGACUUUACACUUCUCUGUUUGGACCACAGUUCACGCUGGUAAAUUCGCUAAAGUGUUCAGUUUGACAUCAAACAUUAAAUAUGAGCGACACUUCAGACGACAGCAUUGAGAUCACGUUUUCUGUAAAGUUUCUUGGUCGAGUGGAGGUGGUCCGUCCUGAUGGACAACAGAUUCUGGAUGAAGCUCUUCAGAGCCUGAAGUCCAAGACGACUGAUAAAUACUCCUCAGAAAAGGCAGCAAAGAAGAGCAAAGUCCAUAUCUUCCUUUCAGUGAGUGGGAUUGACAUUUUGGAAAACAAAACCAAGUUUCUGUUGUACACGUGCCCUCUCUCGACGGUCUCCUUCUGUGCUGUCCUGUCAUCUUUCCCCAAAGUAUUUGGCUUUGUGGCCAAACAUCCUGUGGCGGACACUUACCACUGCUACCUGUUCCAAAGCAAGAAGUUUGGUCAUGUGCUGGUGUCUAUUAUUGGGGAUACCUUCCGAGCCACAAAUAACGAGGAAAGUGACAGAAGAGGGCGAGAUCUGUUAGUGGAGGCUCUCAGACAUAAGAAUAAAAUGCUGCAGAAAGAGAAUGCUGAGUUGAAAAGGAGGCUCGCAGCUCAAAUGAACUAGCAAGGCUUACAUGUGUAGUAGCUGCAACAAACUGCUGCAACUUGGAAAAAGCUCGAGAGAGAUGUUGAUUGUAAUAAAUGUGAUUGAACCCUUCACUUGUAGCUGUCACAAUAGACAACUGUCAUUUUCUUCUAUGACUGGAUGGUAUAGAUGCACAUUAGUGAGUCAUUUGUCAUGCACUGACCAAUCCAGCUCAGGAUUUUCAUGCAAGUUCUUUUCUUGUAGAAGGUGUUAACAGGGAAAAAGUUUUCUUACAUCUAGUUACAGCUAAGAGCAGUAUAAUUUUUAUUAUUUUAUUUUUAUACUAAUAAAAAUACCACUAAUAUACUAAUAAACUACCAUUUUUUUCAUUUUUAUACUUUAUUUUGGACAGAAAUGAGGGUUAUUCAUCUGUCCACUCCACUGGAGAUCAUGCAUUGUUAGCUGUAUUUCAGUAACAAUUCUCUCUCUCUCUUAAGCUCUUUUAUCCAGAAUAACUUUCUUUCUUUUACAUUAUAUGAAUUCAGAUUAUUCCAUUAUGACAUUGCCAGUUAGUAUCUCUUAAUUUUCCAGAACUCAAGUGUAGAGUGAGAUAGAAAGGCCAACUGGACAGGGGAGGCACUACUUUCUGAGUCAAGUGAGAAUGAUGUUUGAGGCAGUGAUAAUGAAUGGCAGCUAGAAAAAGAAAAUGAUCAAUGUAUGGCAUACUGUAAAGAAAUAUAUGAAAAUAUUAAACCCACUCUCACAGUUUAGUUAAAUUUGGCUCAAUGUCUCAUUUAAAAAGAAACAAAUUCCUGUAGUUACAUUUUUAGAAGACAUCUUUAUUAAAAACACAAAAAUGGAGGUUGGAUUUAAUCAAUUUACAACUAUCUGGCUCGGAGGAGACAUCAGUGACUAGACUAGAAACAUGGAGGACAGAAUUUUAAAAAGAUAUUUCUAAUGAUGACUGGGUCAUAGCCUGUAAAGAGUCUCAAUCGUAAACGGCAAACACUAGCUUAAAAUUGCUCUAAUACUAGAGGUUAAUGCAGACCUAUAUCACCCCUGUCAAGCUCAGUAGAUACAAAUAAAUAUCUGAUACAUGC